CGCGCACGCCACCGCGCCAUCCGGAAGCAGGCCACGCUUUCCUCAAAAGCCUCUCCUACCCGCGCGCGGCCAAGGCACAGGCGUCUGCCUCCUCCUCGCCUCUUUCCAAGGCUCGCGUGCCUUGCACGCCUCGCCUCACCUCGUCCCGCGCUGUCCCCGUCGCCGGUUCGUCUUCCCCGUCCCCAUCCACUCCUCCGUCAGUCCACGUCCGCUUGCCGCAACACUCGUUCGAUUUGGAUUUUAGACCCCCUAAAAUACUACCAGUUGCACAAGUGUAGAGCUUAACCAAGCCCGGUCACCCGAGGAGCACAAGGCCACCGCCAUCCAGUCCUACGAGGCGUUCCGCUCUCGAGAUUUCCAGCGGGUCGCGUGGUGUUGGCGUAAAUGGCGGCGGAGGCGACUAGUCACUGCAGCCGCAGCCGCUACUGAGUCCUCCGGGGAAGAAGAGGGAUUCGCCACUCGGGGGCAUUGAGAUAUUGGACUUGCAUGAGUUGAUUAACAAGCCCAUUCCCUGCUUCCUGAUGGAGACAUCAUCUUGCUUGCGCUACCAAUUUUGUGGUUUCGGUUCACCCAUGAUAUGGCUAUGCCUUUUUCUAGUACUUGUUCUUCAGAACAGCAGCCCAGCACUUACAGCUUCACCAUAUUUGGUUGGUAUGGGGAGCUAUGACAUAACAGGGCCUGCAGCAGAUGUUAACAUGAUGGGAUAUGCAAAUACCGAGCAGAUUGCAUCAGGAAUUCACUUCAGGCUAAAGGCUCGUGCGUUUAUUGUUGCUGAGCCUAAUGGGAAGCGUGUUGUGUUUGUGAAUCUUGAUGCUUGCAUGGCAUCGCAGCUGGUGACUAUAAAGGUGCUUGAAAGGCUGAAAGCAAGGUAUGGUGAUCUUUAUAAUGAAAACAAUGUGGCUAUCAGUGGAAUCCAUACUCAUGCUGGGCCUGGUGGUUAUCUGCAGUAUGUAGUUUAUAUUGUCACAUCUCUUGGGUUUGUUCACCAAUCAUUUAAUGUAAUUGUCAACGGCAUCGAGCAAUGCAUUGUUGACGCGCACAACAACCUCCGUCCUGGGAAAAUCUAUGUGAACAAAGGUGACCUCCUCGAUGCUGGUGUGAAUCGCAGCCCAAGUGCAUACCUAAAUAACCCCGCUGAGGAGAGAAGCAAGUAUCAGUACAAUGUUGAUAAAGAAAUGACCCUUAUCAAGUUUGUAGAUGAUGAACUGGGUCCAGUUGGGAGUUUCAAUUGGUUUGCAACUCAUGGAACAUCAAUGAGUCGUACAAAUUCUUUGAUAAGUGGUGAUAACAAAGGAGCAGCUGCACGUUUCAUGGAAGAUUGGGCAGAACAAAAUGGCAUUCCAAAGCAGGCGGCUCAUGUAAAUUCUGAUGAUUUGGAAUCUUUGCACAAGAUAUCUGGACUUCCGCGAAGAGUCUCUUCAAUAAUUCCUGAACCAAAUGAGAUAACUGAUGACUUAGUACAAUUAGCAUCAUCCUAUGAGGCCUCAGGUGGCAGGCGACUAUCAGGUUCAAGUAUCACCAGGCGCAUUAGAAGCUCUCAGCAAAACAGACCCAAAUUUGUUUCUGCAUUCUGCCAAUCAAAUUGUGGAGAUGUUAGUCCGAAUGUCCUGGGAACAUUUUGUAUAGACACCGGUCUUCCUUGUGACUUCAAUCACAGUACAUGUAAUGGGAAGAAUGAACUAUGCUAUGGACGAGGCCCAGGAUAUCCUGAUGAAUUUGAAAGUACCCGUAUCAUUGGCAAUAGGCAAUUUCUCAAGGCAGUAGAUCUUUUUAAUUCAGCUUCUGAAGAAAUACAAGGCAAAGUUGACUAUCGGCAUACUUACCUAGAUUUCUCGCAACUCGAAGUGAAUGUUCCUACAAGUUCAGGAGGUCAGCAGGUGGUGAAAACAUGUCCAGCAGCCAUGGGAUUUGCCUUCGCUGCUGGAACAACCGAUGGUCCUGGAGCUUUUGAUUUUAAGCAAGGAGAUGUCAAGGGAAACCCUUUCUGGACGUUAGUAAGAAACUUACUUAAGACACCAGGGAAGGAGCAAGUUGAAUGUCAAGCUCCAAAACCAAUAUUACUAGACACUGGCGAAAUGACGGAACCAUAUGAUUGGGCACCUGCGAUACUUCCAAUUCAGAUCAUAAGAAUUGGCCAGCUGGUUAUAUUGUGUGUCCCUGGAGAAUUCACAACAAUGUCUGGCAGGAGGCUACGUGAUGCUGUCAAAAAUGUACUUACAAGUGACAACAGUGGUGAAUUUAAUAAUAAUAUUCAUGUUGUUCUCGCUGGGCUAACAAACACCUAUUCUCAGUAUAUUACAACUUUUGAAGAAUACCAGAUCCAAAGAUACGAGGGAGCAUCAACGUUGUAUGGCCCCCACACGUUGAGUGCAUAUAUUCAAGAGUUUCAGAAACUUGCUACAGCCAUGAUUGCAAAUAAAGAGGUCCCAACAAAUUUCCAACCUCCUGAUCUAUUGGACAAGCAAAUUGGACUGCUCCCAGGUGUUAUGUUUGACUCGACACCUCCUGGUGUGAAUUUUGGAGAUGUCAGUUCAGAUGUUCCUGCAAAGUCAACCUUCAGGAAGGGCAGUAUUGUGAAUGCUACAUUCUAUUCAGCAUGUCCAAGGAAUGAUCUUCUUACUGACGGUACAUUUGCACUCGUUGAGAAACUAGAUGGUAGCGACAAUUGGGUUCCUGUUUAUGAUGACGAUGACUGGUCAUUGCAAUUCAAGUGGUCGAGGCCUGCAAAAUUUAGUCCAAGAAGUUUUGCGACACUGGAGUGGACGAUUCCUGAAGAUGCCGCAUUGGGUGUUUAUAGAUUGAGGCAUUUUGGCGCCUCCAAGCCGUUAUUUGGGUCUAUCAAACAUUUUACAGGGACCUCUCGUGCAUUCGCGGUGCGUUAGACAGCGCGCCAUUGCCUUUGAUGGUACACCUAUCGGAAUUUAUACCAGUCGCAUUUUUAGAUUGCAUACUUGCUACAGUAUCUACAUGUUUGCCCUUUGUUUCUUGCAUUUAUUUGACGGUAAUAACAGUGUCCGAUCAUAUGAAACUUCUGUCCCUGUGUUUCUGUUCUAAUGGAAAUACUCUGUAGCUUGUACAUAAAGAUAUAUGUUUUUUUAAUGGAAAGCUUUAAUAA
Molecule: messenger RNA, 3115 nt
Organism: Phragmites australis (common reed)
Lineage: Eukaryota; Viridiplantae; Streptophyta; Magnoliopsida; Poales; Poaceae
Product: neutral ceramidase
Exons: 10
Coding region: 522-2882 (786 amino acids)
Biological process (GO): ceramide catabolic process; long-chain fatty acid biosynthetic process; sphingosine biosynthetic process
Cellular component (GO): extracellular region
Molecular function (GO): N-acylsphingosine amidohydrolase activity
Source: RefSeq, a predicted model, not a curated record